AUGGUUGGAAUCCAGGCCGACCGCCUUAGAUUCCGCCAACAUAUGGCUAAUGAGAUGGCUCAUUACGCAUGUGACUGCUGGGAUGCUGAAUGCCAUACCAGUUAUGGAUGGAUUGAAUGCGUGGGCUGUGCUGAUCGGUCUUGUUUCGAUUUGAACCAGCAUUCUAGAGCUACAGGUGCCAGGCUUAUAGCUGAGCGACACCUUGACGAACCGAAAUCCGAUCAUCGAUCCAUUAAUUUAGGGACAAUUGAGUACCAAAGCAUUGGAGCUAAUGCCAAGCCUAGACUUGCCUGUAGUAUGGACUAG
Protopolystoma xenopodis is the source of this 306-nucleotide messenger RNA. The record is from the annotation of a GenBank genome assembly. NCBI's taxonomy places the organism in Eukaryota, Metazoa, Platyhelminthes, Monogenea, Polystomatidea, Polystomatidae.